AUGGCACAGCUCAUUCCAGGCGAUGCAUCGCUCGUCAUCACCCGCAUCCUCAUCCUCACCGUAUGGGGCAUCACACCGCUCAGCUGGCUCGCCCUGCUCUCGCGGGCCCUGCGGCACUUUCUAAAUCAACACCCGACUUACUCAAUCGAUUCAGCGCUGUGGCACUUCAUCGUCAAGCGCUCGCCACCGGUUGUCUCGAAUGCAUUGGAACACCUCCUCUCACCGCGCUGGCGUUGGGCUUCGAACCUCUUCUACUUUUACUGUGCACUCGAGGCGGCCUUCUCGCUAUACUAUUUGCAUCUGUCGCGUCAGAUCCAGCGACCAGGCCCGCGACCGCUGUACGGUAGACGCUUUUUGCGCAAUGUCUUUGCACAGGCGCUCCAGGCUGGCCUCAAGCCAUCUUCGGAAGACCUGGCGGAUUCCCCACGCCAGUCUUAUGCCAGCGCUGUUGCCACAUCCUCAGCAAACACUGCAGGGCUCACCUCGCGCGCCUCCAACGGCCAAUCGACAGCGUCGUCACCGGGCUUGGACGAGACGGCAGCGGCAAGCAACAUGCGUAAGAGAUUGGGCAGGCUACGAGCCGCCAGUUUUGUGCCGCAGUUCGUAACUGCACCCGUUUCGGCGGACGAUCCGCGCGCCAUUAAGUUCCGGCAGGAUCAGGCGAGGUGGUUCUUCGGCGCGCCUUCCGAUCAGAUUACGCGCAGGGAGGUGAUGCACUGGCUUGCGUGGUCGCUUUUCGCUACCGAUCUCGAGACGCUCGAGGCCGAGAGGGACGGAACGUUGAACUUUUCUGAUCGGAGCGAUGCGCCGGCAUCCGGUGUACAGCUGGACUCUGCUACGCCUUCUACGUUCAGCUCGCCGAUGCCGCCCUCGACCUCUACAUUCGGUGGACUGACUCCGGCCUUUUCGACAAGCCAACAAGCUGCAAGUGUUGCGUCGAUCAAGGACCAGGAGGAUGUCAGAGGAGUCUGCGCGAAAGACGGAGAGUGGGAUCCGACCACAGGCGACAGGCUGCAAUUCCUCGAGUACUGUCUCGAGUUGCUCGAGACGCGACAGGGGCAGAGCUACCCUGAGCACGUUGCCGGUGCAAAUUCUACAGAGCAAGACUCGUCUGUGGCGGCGACGCUGCUCAAGCCUGCACUCGAUAAAAAGGCGGCGAGAGGACCGCCGCGAAUCCGAAUGAUGCGGCUGACCAUAGAUCCUGUGCGAACGCGAACGAGGCCGCUGGCGUGCUAUCUCGUUACGAACACGCUUUCGUGGCUGACGAUUCGACGGGCCAUUCGCGGCGGGUUCGAGAUGUGCACCGAGGGCCGUCUGCCUUAUCUGUAUCGUGCACCUUCUGUCUCUGCCUCAUCAUCGAACCAAAACGCAAGAUUGGACACAACCCCGCUCGUGGUGUUGCACGGCCUGGGGAUCGGCCUGGCGCAAUUCGCGUCCCUCGUAACUUUCUUCCUGCGCUCACCUGUCUUCGCGCACCGCCCAAUCCUCAUCCUGCUGCAGCCCAACAUCUCGCAGUCGAUCCUCUCGCCGCAUUUCCUGCGACCGUUCGGGCACCACGAGACGACCUCCGCCUUCCGCGCCAUCCUGGCCAAGCACAACUGGCAGUCGAUCGACGUGCUGUCGCACUCGUACGGCUCGCUCGUGCACUCGUGGCUGCUCAAGUCGCUCACGCACCGGAUCCGACGGAGCUGCUUCGUCGACCCCGUGUGCUUCCAGCUGUGGGUGCCGUUUGUCUGCGCCAACUUUGUGUACAAGCGCGCCACGACGCCGAUCGAGCUGCUGAUGCGCUACUUUGUCGCGCGCGAGGUGGGCAUCGCGAACACGCUGUGUCGCUACUUUGACUGGAGUAGCAACAUCUUGUGGCCUAACGAGAUCGAGGGAUUGGAGGAUGCGAGGCGCACCAGGUUUUACCUGGCGGAGGAGGAUGCAAUUUUGAGUGCCAAGGACACGUUGGAGUACUUGGUUGAGAGUGGGUGUCCCAGGGAGAACAUUCAUUAUGGCAAGGGGAAGGCUCAUGGGGAGAUGCUUAUGCAUGGCGGAGAGGACUUUGACGGCAUUGUCAAGUGGCUGUCGAUGGAGAUUUGA
Sporisorium graminicola is the source of this 2085-nucleotide messenger RNA. RefSeq lists its product as uncharacterized. Bases 1 to 2085 code for a protein of 694 amino acids. The record is from RefSeq and is a predicted model, not a curated record. The transcript has a single exon. Lineage: Eukaryota; Fungi; Basidiomycota; Ustilaginomycetes; Ustilaginales; Ustilaginaceae.